This is a messenger RNA of Malus domestica (apple), 1988 nucleotides long. Its product is annotated as WD40 repeat-containing protein HOS15-like. Gene Ontology annotation, cellular component: histone deacetylase complex. Gene Ontology annotation, biological process: regulation of transcription by RNA polymerase II. Gene Ontology annotation, molecular function: protein binding; transcription corepressor activity. The record is from RefSeq and is a predicted model, not a curated record. NCBI's taxonomy places the organism in Eukaryota, Viridiplantae, Streptophyta, Magnoliopsida, Rosales, Rosaceae.
CUUUCACAAACAGCCCCCCAACGGCCAUCCCUCUCUCUGCACAGCCAGUAAGUUACAACAACUCUGACCAAAAGAAAAGUGAGUUACAACAACUGAGGCGGUGGACUGGCGGUUUUACCUGAACCCUAGGGUUUGAAGGCUGAGCUUUGAACUUUUCCGGCGAUGCUUUCCCUCAGUUCCACCGAAUUGAACUACCUGGUCUUCCGCUACCUCCACGAAUCAGGUUUCACGCACUCAGCUUACGCUUUCGGAUUCGAGGCGGGCAUCGAUAAAAGCUCGAUCGACGGAAAUGUAGUUCCGCCGGGCGCGCUCGUUACUUUCCUCCAGAAAGGGCUUCAGUUUCUGGAGCUGGAGGCGGACUUGAGCAGCAAUAGUGAUGCGGAGAUGGAGGAAGACUUGUCGUUUCUGCAACCGUUGGAUCUCAUCACGAAAGAUGCAUACCAGUUGCAGAAAAUGGUGAGGGAGAAGAAGGAUAGGAUGAACGCCGCGGCGAUUGAGAGGAAUGUGAGCAAGGAGGAAGGUGGAAGGGAGAAUGGGAGGGAAGUAGAGGAGGAGAGGAGAGAUAAGGAAAAAGAAGAAGGGGAGGAUGGAGACGAUAAGCUGGAGAAGGACAAAGAGCAAGAAAUUGGUAAAGUUGAGGAGAAGACACACGAGGAGGAUUGUAAUUUGAUGGAGAAGUUGGAACCUGAAGAAAAUGAAACUUCUGGGGGGGUGGAACCAAUGGAUAUCACUCCAAUCUCAACAUCCUUGCCUUGUGAAAUUCCAAGUCGCGAUUUAACAGUUCUAGAAGGCCAUACCUCUGAGGUUUUUGCUUGUGCAUGGAGUCCAUCAGGUUCCCUUCUUGCAUCUGGGUCUGGAGAUUCAACGGCGCGAAUUUGGACCAUUGCAGAUGGCAGUUGUGGAUCUGGCAUGCAAAAUGAACCUGCAAAUGUUGCAGUGUUGAAGCAUUUCAAAGGUAGAGCCAAUGAGAAAAGCAAGGACGUGACGACACUUGAUUGGAAUGGUGAUGGGACGUUGCUUGCUACAGGUUCUUAUGAUGGACAAGCAAGAAUAUGGAGUAAAGAUGGAGAGUUAAAGACUACAUUAACCAGACAUAAAGGCCCAAUCUUUUCUCUGAAAUGGAACAAGAAAGGUGAUUAUCUUUUGAGUGGCAGUGUGGAUAAAACAGCAAUUGUUUGGGACAUAAAGAGCGGAGAAUGGAAACAGCAGUUUGAAUUUCAUUCAGCUCCAACCCUGGAUGUUGAUUGGCGGAACAAUAUUUCUUUUGCAACUUGCUCCACCGAUACUUUGAUACAUGUUUGCAAGGUUGGAGAGAUCCAACCAAUCAAAACUUUCUCAGGGCAUCAGGGCGAAGUUAAUGCUAUUAAGUGGGAUCCAACCGGGACCUUGUUGGCUUCUUGCUCUGAUGAUUAUACCGCUAAGAUAUGGAGUACGAAGCAGGACAAAUAUUUGCAUGAUUUGAAGGAACAUGUUAAGGAGAUAUAUACUAUACGAUGGAGUCCUACAGGACCAGGCACAAAUAAUCCCAAUCAGCAGUUAGUGCUAGCAAGUGCUUCCUUUGACUCAACUAUAAAACUAUGGGAUGUGGAACAAGGGAGACUUCUCUACAGCUUCGAUGGCCACAGGGAUCCGGUAUACUCUGUUGCAUUCAGCCCAGAUGGUGAGUACUUGGCGAGUGGAUCAAUGGAUAAGUGCAUGCACAUAUGGUCCGUGAAGGAAGGCAAAAUUGUAAAAACAUACACAGGAAAUGGUGGGAUAUUUGAAGUUUGUUGGAACAAGGAAGGCGAUAAGGUUGCGGCAUGUUUUGCUAACAACAUAGUAUGUGUCAUGGAUUUCCGAAUGUAGAACGUCAACUUUAAUGAUUUACCUUGAACUUUUCUGUUCCUUUUUCUUUUUUUUUUUUGGUCAUGUUGGAUUGUAACAUAGAAUAUAAGCUUUAUAUCUUAAUAUGUGACAUCUUAAAUUUCUCACCGAUUACCAAUUAUUUC